Messenger RNA from Etheostoma spectabile (orangethroat darter), 3754 nucleotides. RefSeq names its product solute carrier family 26 member 6, like 1 (gene slc26a6l1). The coding region runs from base 136 to 2679 and encodes 847 amino acids. The transcript is spliced from 19 exons. NCBI's taxonomy places the organism in Eukaryota, Metazoa, Chordata, Actinopteri, Perciformes, Percidae. Gene Ontology annotation, cellular component: membrane. The record is from RefSeq and is a predicted model, not a curated record. Gene Ontology annotation, molecular function: secondary active sulfate transmembrane transporter activity. Gene Ontology annotation, biological process: sulfate transmembrane transport.
UUUCAACAGAGUUAAUAUUUUUCCUAUUAAGACCAUAAUUAGGCCUACAUCAUUUGCUUCUUCCUGUCAGCCAUCAUUGUCAUGUAGAGGCUCUGCCCACAACAUCCUGACUAUAGUUAACCAUUAGGAAAUAUAAUGUACAUACGCGGAUACAUUUGUUCUUGUGACAGUAGUACAGUAGCAUUGGUAGUAAAGAGUAAAAAAAUAAGUUGCACAGAUUUUGACAGAUUCAGCUCAAUGGACUCUACACAUCAGUUUGGGAAAUACAGAGUGGAGCGAGAAGUGCUUGAUGAGCAGAGACUGGAAGAGGUUACACAGAGAAAAACAUACUCUGACACUCACCCUUCUCUAAUUGAACACCUUAAGGAAUCCCUAAGAUGUACAGUACCCAAACUAAAACAAAGUGUGGUGAGCAGCUUGCCUGUGUUGUACUGGCUGCCCAAGUACUCAGUCUGGGACUAUGGCAUGCCUGACCUCAUCUCCGGAAUCAGUGUGGGAAUAAUGCACCUGCCACAAGGUUUGGCAUAUGCAUUGUUGGCUUCCUUACCUCCUGUAUUUGGGCUCUACACGUCGCUCUAUCCAGCAUUAAUCUACUUCUUUUUUGGAACAUCACGUCAUAUCUCCAUUGGUACAUUUACAGUGCUUAGCAUCAUGGUGGGUAGUGUGACAGAAAGACUUGCUCCAGACCUGAAUUUCCUCAUAAUAAAUGGGACCAACAUCACUGCAGAGGUGAACAUAAUUGCCAGGGACUCAUACAGGGUGGAGGUGGCAGCUGCUACUACUGUCCUAGGAGGACUUAUUCAGGUGGCACUGGGUUUGGUAAAGUUUGGAUUUGUGGGAACGUACUUGUCUGAACCUCUGGUGCGAGCUUACACAACAGCUGCUGCAGCUCAUGCUGUUGUUGCACAACUGAAAUACAUCUUUGGAGUGUCACCAACACGGUUUAGUGGUCCCUUGUCACUGGUGUAUACUUUAAAGGAUGUUUGCUCCUUGCUGCCACACACUCAUUUUCCCACACUGGUGGUCAGUGCUGUGUCCAUGGUGUUUCUAAUUGCAGCCAAGGAGCUCAACUCUUAUCUCAGUCCGAAGCUGCCAGUGCCCAUCCCAGUGGAACUCAUUACAAUUGUGGCAGGAACAUUGAUAUCAACCUAUACCCACUUGGACAACAACUACACUAUUUCAGUUGUUGGAGUAGUUCCUAGUGGUCUUAGUUCUCCCAGUGUACCAGAUGUGAGUCUUUUUAGAGAAGUAAUUGGUGAUGCGUUUGCAUUGGCUAUGGUUGGAUAUGCCGUAUCAAUUUCACUUGGAAAAACAUUUGCACUGAAACAUGGAUACAAGGUGGACAGUAACCAGGAGCUGGUGGCGCUGGGUCUCAGUAAUGCAGUGGGAGGCUUCUUCCAGUGCUUCUCAGUCUGUUCCUCCAUGUCUCGAAGUCUCAUCCAAGAGAACACUGGAGGAAAAACACAAAUGGCUGGAGUGGCCUCUGCUCUGAUUGUGUUGGUGACUAUACUGAAACUUGGACCCCUGUUCAAGGAGCUGCCGAAGGCAGUUCUUGCAGCGAUCGUCUUAGUAAAUCUGAAGGGCAUGUUCAAGCAGCACUUUGACAUUGUUACACUGUGGAGAAGCAGCAAGAUUGAUCUGGUGGUGUGGUUGGUCACUUGGGUGUCAACACUGCUGCUCAAUCUGGAUCUGGGUCUCGCAGCAUCGAUCAUCUUUGCUCUACUUAGUGUUAUCUUCCGAACUCAGCUGCCAACAUACUCUGUUCUGGGAAAUGUUCCAGGUACAGAACUGUACGUGGAUAUAGAGACCCACACAGAGGUGAGGGAGAUUCCAGGUGUUACUAUAUUUCGCUCUUCUGCUACGGUAUAUUUCGCCAAUGCUGACCUCUACCUUGAGGCUCUGAAAGAAAAGAGUGGGCUUGACAUCAGUAAAAUGAUUAUCUAUAAGAGGAGACAGGAGGCCAAACAGAGACGUAGAGAAAUGAGGGCUGAGAGACGGGCAAAAAGGCAAGCCAAGAAAGAGAGACAAGCACAGAGAGCAGGUAAACAGAUGUCUGGAGCGCCGGUGUUCUCUGUGGAGGAAGAGGCCGGACGCUGGAGGGACACAUGCGUGGAUGGGAAUGUUACAGACAAGGAGGAGCAGGGCUUGACAAAGAGGGAGAAUGGGACAGUGUUUGUCAUUCCAAACACUCCUAGAACACUAGACGACCCCUGUAGAUGGGAGUACCUCAAGGGAGGAGAACCAGACUGCACCAGCUUAGGGUGGAUGUCUGAGCUGCAGGACGGGGACACCACCACCCUGGGCUCCAGCAGUGAUGACACGCUGAGUCACGAUCUGGAGCGGGUCUCUCUUGGGUCACUGGGCAAGUGGACCUGGGACAUUCACUCCAUCAUUAUCGACCUCUCCACCGCUAACUUUAUUGACACAGUGGCUAUCAAGACUAUGAAAAAUAUUUUCCAGGACUUCAGUGAGAUUGAUGUAGAUAUCUACUUGGCUGGUUGUCAAGCUUCUGUGGUGGAACAAUUAGAGCUCGGUGACUUCUUCUCUGAGUCAGUUACUAAGAGGCAUCUUUUUGCCUCCAUUCAUGAUGCUGUGCUCUACUGUCUGGACCACCGUGGAGCAACAUUGUUUCCCAGAUAUGAACCAUCUGUUGACACAUACAGCUGCACAAAACUUUAAGGAUUUCAACCAAACCAGCACUGAAGAUGGAGGAAACUAUCUCAAAAAGCUUAAUUGAAAAUUAAUAGAUGCUGAUGAUUUUUGAGUUAUAUCUAUUAGGGGUUUUACGAUUUUCCAAAUCCAACGAUUUACUUUGACUUUUGGCUUUAAGGUCAUGAAUUGUUUUAUUUUCAACUUUUUUUUUUUUAAGCAAUGCCACAAACAAACCACUAGAUGGCAGAGUGAUACUUUGCAACAACAGUUUGAGUUCCUUAGAGUUUAGGAAGUCCAAUAGAAUGCACCAUUAGUUUAACGAGGUGCGCACGAUUGCACGAUGGAGUCCUGCCUGAGCCCACAUGCUUUGCCUUUGUUGUUUGUUUACGUAACUCACUCACAGGGAUGGCAAAAUGUGACCACACUGGCAACUUUAUUAGAGCAGAAGUAUUUUCUAGUUCUGUUAUUUCACCGUCAUCUCCGACUGAAGCAGUCUGGCUGCAGGCUACUCGGCAGCUAAUUUACCCUGUGUCUUUAGCUGCCUGCUACAAGCCGGUAAGCUAUGUCUGUUAUUGUUUUUUCUUUGGGCGUGUGCCAGAAGGCAAGGGUGGAGAGAGAUUUCUGAUUCUGAUUGUCAAAAUUGAGAGCUCAUUCCGAUGGGGAGAUGGGGAAAAUCGAAACAGUGACACCACUAAUAUUUAUACAUCCCAUCUUAGGAAAACUGAAGUCAUGUGAGCUUAAUUUACCUUUAUUCAACGUGAGAGAAUGACAGAGUGCAUGUAUAGAGAAAACAAAAUAAACUGAUAAUUAAAUUAAACAUACAAACAACACGUUUCAAGAAGAAUCUGGUAGAAAAUGAGGAUUACAAGUAACAAGACAACAUGCAUCACACUGACAAUGUGUGAGCCUUUUUUGGUAAUGGCAGCAAUAACAAGGUAAGACAUUGAAAUGUUUACAGUAGCCAUUUCAAUUUUCAAGUGCAAUUUCUGCUCAUAGCAACAGCAAAAUCUGUGAAGCUAAUGCAUGCAAAGGGAUUUUUUUGUCUCAACUCCUUCAAUGAGUUUCUAGUGCAACAUUCCUGAAAUGGGAAAUUAUUAGAGUU